CUGAAGUUGUUUGUCAGAACGAAGCUGGCUCGUCCCCACUGUAGGAAAGCUGAUUUUCAUGGUCUUCUGGGAUGUACAGUGAACUGCACCUAUUUAUAUGCACUCUUCGGGGCUGGGGUGCCGCUCGUGCCAGGGUACAAGCUUCCCCAGCAUGGGGGCCCCGCUUCCAUCGCUGCUCCCAACCCGAAAGGAACCAGAAAAGCUGGCAGGACAGCAGGGUGCUGUGCGCCCCGCUGCUGCAGGACCCCCCUGUGAGCCCAGCAGAACCCCAGAAGCAGCAGCCAAGCCUCUGCGCCUGCAGCCCCACCCAGGUGCUGCCCGCCCUUCCCUGGGGCCUCUCCUCUCCUCAAGCACUGAGCCCCCCCACGGGGGUACCGGUCGGCCCCUGCUCAGGUUCGAGGUGGAGGAGAACUUCCCGGAACACCCCGCUCGGAGUUGUACGUCAGGCUCUGGGCAACCAGCGGGCUGAGCCAAGGGAAACCGUGGGAAGAUCGCUGCAGCGGAAAGACCGCACCGCAAGAGCCCGGUGGCUACGAACCCGAGGACUGGGGAGCGGAGGGCUGAAAGGGGCUCGCUGGGUCCCCAUGGACGAUGGCUGGCGUCUUUACUGUGCAUCCUGUCAAAUGCUUCCGCGCGUGGUUUUCAGAUCGUUGUCCAACGCUCCAAAAGUACACCCGCGAUUUCCAUGUGGAGAAACCGACAUUUGGAAAGCGUGAUGUCCCUGGAAUCAGAGAGCUGGUGGAGGCAGAGAAACCCUUGACAGUCUCCAGGUGCAAGGCCCAGUUGUAAUCCAAGAAGAACUGGACGCAGAGCUGCAGGCUCCCUGGCUUUGCUCUGGCCUCACGCUU
This is a messenger RNA of Fukomys damarensis (Damara mole-rat), 848 nucleotides long. RefSeq lists its product as uncharacterized. Bases 72 to 716 code for a protein of 214 amino acids. The transcript has 2 exons. The record is from RefSeq and is a predicted model, not a curated record. NCBI's taxonomy places the organism in Eukaryota, Metazoa, Chordata, Mammalia, Rodentia, Bathyergidae.